Molecule: messenger RNA, 1457 nt
Organism: Psylliodes chrysocephalus
Lineage: Eukaryota; Metazoa; Arthropoda; Insecta; Coleoptera; Chrysomelidae
Source: the annotation of a GenBank genome assembly
GGUCUUCGAUCCUGCUGGUUUGGUCUUAAUAGGAUUUAAUAGAGUUUCAAUUAUGUUAUUUUGCAUAAUAAAACCGAAAAUUUCUUAAUACACUAGAUUUUCGUAGAAUUCUCACUUCAAUAACCUAAAAUUUCUCGUAUUAACUGUUCUUGGUUCUGAGUGUGGGCCAACGUCGAAGAACAGAACACUCUGCAGAGUGUGGCAUACGUAAAACGCGAAAGUUUUCGAGAUUUACUCUCCCUCUGCUUUUACUUUCACGCAACAUUUCUUAUGAAGAUAAUUCAGUAAUCGUCUAGCCAUCAGGUGUGUAGCCUGCAAGUGAUAAACUAGUGUUUAAUAAAAUGAAGAAAUAUUUAUCAAUAUGUUGCAUGCUGGUAGUGACAGUAAAAUGCUAUCCAGAACCCGCCGUAACAGGUAUACCAGGAUAUACACAACUAUCUGCACAACAAGUGAAACAUUUACAAAAUAGAGGAUUUGGUGCGACACAAAAAACUUUUAGGCCAACGGAAGCUUACAAGCAAGAAGAGGAGGAGUUCUACGAUGAUGACGUUGACAGUGAUGCAGAAUCUAGUCAAAAUCGUGCCCCAACGUAUGCGAAUCAAAAUUAUCCUGUGCAAAUAAAGCAGACUAUUCAACCCAAUUUGAAUUAUCCUAUUCCAGUAAGGACUACUGUGAGCAAGGGUUAUUCUACUCCACUUCCCGAUAAACGGCAGCAACAACAACAACAACACCACCAACAACAGCAGAAGCACUAUUUAAGACGUGGGGAAGAACUUCAGGCAAUCAAUAAAUUAGAAGAAGAAAAAGAGGAAGAAGAAGAACCCGACAGGUUAAGCUUGCUUUUACCACAAACUAAAUUUACUUGCAACGGAAAAACUACUGGAUACUAUUCAGACGAAGAAUUGGGAUGUGAAGUCUUCCACUACUGCCAGGAAAAUGCUAGGCAUUCCUGGAUUUGCCCUGAAGGAUUUACCUUCCAUCAAGUACAUUUGAUUUGCAUGCCACCUGGCGGAGACAAUAUUUGUGAAAAGUCGCACGAUUACCACUUUGUCAACGACUUUUUAUAUAAACCUUUGAACCUUGAAGAAUAUCAACAAAAACCCAACAUUACUUUAAGAUACUCUGACAGAUACUAUCCAGAACAGUACAGGUCCAGAUAUGAUGAAGAUGAUGACACUCCUGUACACCACCAACACUCUAUUCGUGUAACCGGACAACCUCGUCCCCAAUACGCCUCCCCAACAACUCUUAGGCCCCAACAAGUGUACAGGUCACCAGAAGACAUUAACAUUCCUCUACAGCAAAGGAGGCCUAACCACCAAUACGUAACUGACUAUUAGUUAGGUUUUAUUUUAGUUAUUGUUUAUUUGUUAUUAUUAAUAUACCGAACUGUAUAUAAUUUAUGAUCAUAAAAUAACAAUCCGUACCUAUUUAAGAAAAUAAAAGUAUAUUAUUAA